Molecule: messenger RNA, 405 nt
Organism: Tupaia belangeri chinensis (Chinese tree shrew)
Lineage: Eukaryota; Metazoa; Chordata; Mammalia; Scandentia; Tupaiidae
Gene: IL5
Product: interleukin 5
Exons: 4
Coding region: 1-405 (134 amino acids)
Biological process (GO): immune response
Cellular component (GO): extracellular region
Molecular function (GO): interleukin-5 receptor binding; growth factor activity
Source: RefSeq, a predicted model, not a curated record
AUGAGAAUGCUUCUGCAGUUGGGUUUUCUGGCUCUUGGAGUUGCCUACAUCCAUGGGUUUGCUAUAGGCAGUUCCAUGAGUACAGUGGUGGCAGAGACCCUGGCUCUACUCUCGACCCAUCGAACUCUGCUGACAGGCAAUGAGAGCCUGAGGAUUCCUGUUCCUGCGCAUAAAAAUCACCAACUAUGCACUGAAGAAAUCUUUCAGGGAAUAGACACACUGAAGAAUCAAACCGUACAAGGAGACGCUGUGGAAAAACUAUUCCGAAACUUAUCUUUGUUAAAAAAUUACAUUGACGACCAAAAAAAAAAGUGCGGAGAAGAAAGACGGAGAGUAAAGCAAUUCCUAGAAUACUUACAAGAAUUUCUUGGGGUGAUAAACACUGAGUGGACAAUGGAGAGUUGA